Molecule: messenger RNA, 5307 nt
Organism: Babesia ovata
Lineage: Eukaryota; Apicomplexa; Aconoidasida; Piroplasmida; Babesiidae
Exons: 1
Coding region: 1-5307 (1768 amino acids)
Source: RefSeq, a predicted model, not a curated record
AUGACCCUGUGCUCUGGCUUGGAGAAGUUCCUUGGUUACCAAGAAACUUCCAAAGGCUACGACGGCACUGGCAUCGUGUACUCGGACCUUGACAGGCUGUGCGACGGGGUGAUGUCUUUCCUUCAUGGUGUUCUUGAGAGUGUGAGGGAUGAUGAUAACGUUAAAACGUAUGAUACUAAAAGGCUUUUUAAUGAUCUUCCUGCUUCAAUCAGUAAGUUGAUGCAUAAAGGUUCUAAUAAGUUUCAGGAAGCCAUCACACAAGUCUCCGAGGCGCUCGGGGCGUGGAGCGGUGAGCUGGAGAGGCGAACCGACGCACUUAGAGACAAACUUACCACAGUUAGCACAUCUAAAAUUGACAUCUUUAAUAGCGCACUUAAUGAUCUUAAUAAUGGCCAACCUGAGCAUGUUGCUAACCACUUAGACACUUGUAUCAUAAGAGCCAAAGAGCUUGACAACGCCUUUAAGGAGGCGGAAGAAAAGUACAAUAACCUUGAUCCUGGGCUUCGGCAGAAGCUUAAGGACCAUAUGCAUCGUGCUAAAUUAGAGGUUGCUAAAUUCGUUGCCGCUGCCAGCGAUGACCCUCUGAAGGCCGUCGUCGAGACGGCUGGAAGGAGGUUGGGGACUUUGGAGACUAGAGUGAAGGAUCACAUCUUUCACAGUGUAAAAGGUAUGCAAAGGAAGAUUGAUGAGGAAUUUAAGAACAAAAUUCAGGAUCCCAUUACCAAGGUCAAGGAGGAUUUGACUCUGGUUAAGAGCAAUUUGGAUACUUGGAUCGAUAGGGCCAAUGAUGUUUUUGCUGCGGCAUUCAAGAAGGUUGAGAAAAUUAUGAAGGUUCUUGCCGGUAAAGAAGGAGACAGUGAACCCAAGAAAAGAGACGCCGUGACAACGGCGGCCUAUAAAUUGCAGAAGAGGGCGGAUAGCCUUCGCGAGAGUUACGAGUUGGCCAGGAGCCAAGUGCUUGAUGCUGCUAGCAAAGCUCAGCAGGCCGUAGAUGGUUUGACUACGGAGCUUAAGACGGAUUUGGCAAAUUUGAAACAGGGGAUUACUAAGGCUGUUACAGACUAUGCUAAGGGGUAUGUUGGGAAAGUUAGGGAGCAAGUGGAGAAGAUUAGAGGAAGGACGGAGCGUACAGAAACAACAGGCCUGCAGGGAUUUGUGCAACACGUGAGGGAUACGUAUGCUAAUGGUUUCAAAAAAGGGGAGAAAGGAUUUGAGCAGAAAGUAGAGGGAUGGCUAGAUGGAAUACUAGAGGGUGAUACAGUAAAAGAACACAUUAAGGGUUAUGCUGAACAUACCAAUAACAGUGGCCGUUUUCGAAAUGGAUUCACAACUGUAGACGAAAUCACUCCUAAAAUCAAGGACAGAAUUAUGGAGGCCAUUAGAGGGGAUAUUCACACGGCUCAGAGCGAAAUUACGGAACUGAAUGACAAGAUUGGGGAUAAUGUUAAGAAGGCAUACGAUUGCAUGAUUGCAUUUGCCGCGUUACUGGAUGGGGGUAUUAAGGGUCAGAAAAGAAUUAAAGCGACUGAUAUCGUUAUGAAAAUCAGAAAAGAUGUCGUGUCAAAUGAGAAUGGUAAUUACGAGGAAUAUCAACUCACUAGGGCAGUAGACGUUAGCAUAGCAGCUCUCGUCGCCACUGUUAAUCAAGCAUGCAAUGAGCUUCAGUUGUUUACUGGUUAUGACGGUGGGGAGCAAUCCGAAAUCCAGAAAGUUGACAUAUCUUAUGAGGCAGCUAAGGGGCUGUGGAGUAAUCUUAACGAUGCGCUCAAUGGCGGUACCAGCCACACGCUCCAUAUGUCCAAUUUAUCGGUUGAUAUUGCCGAUAAACUUGAGACUACGAUUAAUGAUAAAGUUGAGCAUUGUUUUCAGAUGUCGCAUCCGGAUAGUGGUGAUGCAGGUGACGGUAUAGACCUUGGCCGUCUCGCGAAGCAAUAUAAUUGGCAGAAAAGACACGCUGUCGAUGGCAGAUGGAAAAGGAUGAACGAGACAAUUCCUCUGCUUGUACUAACCAAUGCGAAAAGCAAUGGUGAAACGUAUAUAUCAGUUGCAGAAGAAAUCGCUGGUCUCCACUCCGAGUUUGACACAGCCUUCAAGGCUUUUAUUCAAGCCGUUGAACGGCUUAUCAAGAAGGACAAUGGUGCAACUCAAAACAGUCUAUAUCACUACUUGGCGGAUUUGAACAGCAUUGUUACGGAGAAUAAGGUGUGCUCCCUUGAGUCCGAUGUAACCGGGCAAGCCCAUGGCCUCCAGAAAAUUUACAGGGACCUUGUAAAGAUCCUCGGAAAUUCCAAGGUUCCCAAACCCAACCCAGAUGGUAACAUAACAACCAUAGUAAAGAACGCCGAAGAAUUCUAUAAAACAAUCGCGACGCAAGCUGACAAAGUGUUCACCGACCUACAAAGUUAUGUAACCACCCAAGUCCAGAACGCCACAGCCGACAUCCAAGACGAAGCUAAAAAGCAGUAUCACGGCAAAAUUCAUCCCAUGUUCGAGUCGAUGAAAGCAAACGUGUCCGCCCAUGUCAAAGACAUAAAUAACACCAUAGACGACGAUUUGAAGAGCGGAGUAAAAGGCCUUUUAAGGCAGGUGAUGGAUCAUGCCAAUACAGGUACUAAAAGCCGGAAUAACAAGCUGGAUAAAUUAAAACAAUAUACGAACCCAAAAGAUCACGAAAGCGUCAAGAACCUGUCAAAUGAUUUACGAGAAUAUUUAAAACCAAUUGUGAAUCAUGUCGAAAAUGAAGCGAUGACUCCGGGUACGCCGGGCGCAAAAGGCCCGGCCUCAGAGAAGCAGGAAAAUAAGGUGUCUAGAAAGGUCAAUGAGAUUCAUGGGCACGUUGGCCAAUUGCUCGGUCACCUGAAGAAAAACGGGGAAAGGAAAUACAAUUACGAUCACGACUUUGUCAAAUUGUUCCAAGAGCUCAAGACGUCCGUCAGCAGCCUGUCGCCUCCCACGUUCGACGGUUACAAUAAUGCUCUCCUAUCAGAUGCCAUAAAGGCCGGCAUAAAUGGGUUCAACAAGGAGUUGGAUAAGGCGUACGUGAAUGCGUACGCUGGGAAGGAGAUUAAAACAUGGACGGAAAAGGACGGCGACGGCCGUAAGGCCGCCAAAAUCCUGGUCACCAUCAUGAAGCUUUUAGAUGACGAUUUGACAGAUUUGCGACACGAAUGCAAAAAUGGUUGGAAGGAGAAAAGGAUUUGCCUUGUUUCCAAGCCUAACAAGCCUAAUCCCCUCGGCGCAUUUUUCCAGGACUGCGGCUACAGGGUGUCCAAGUUGGAAGAGCCCUAUGAAGGGGAGCUGAGAUGUCAGCAUGAGAUGAGGGGGGGAGACGUUUUCGGGAAACUUGUUGCUUCGCUGCAAGAUGUCAACAAAAUUGCUCAUCUCGUUAAAUGCCCAUCAUUUAAAGAAAUUACAGAUGACGUAAAUAUCAUAGACCUACUUAAAUGUCUCACAUCUCACGUCAGUGAGUAUUACCAAUCUUGCCACAUUCAGAUACAGAAAUCCAAAAGGUAUCCGUGUUCCGUUCGUGAUAUUUGUGUAUGGCUUUCCGGCCUUCCUCACACUGCAGUUUAUGGUAAAAUAGAUGGGCAUUGUGAUAAGUUGCUUAACCAGGAAGACGAAGCGACGAACACAUUCCCCAACCAGGCCGAUACAGUCAUGAAGAGAUCCUUAGAUUACCUUCAUGGUAACAUUAAAACUUUAUGUCACUUGGCACCUAAAAUAUUAGUCUCCAUCCAGGGCCACGGCAGUGGCCUUAACCACGCUGCGUACCCGUAUGCCUGUUGCUUAGAGAAUAACCACGGACAAUUCUAUUACCCCGGUGAUCCGUCGUCGUUGCUUGACAUGUUGAAAGAUAUGUGUAGUCGUUUGUUGCGUGCACUGUGCUUCUUAUACCAACAAUGUAGGUACACAGCAUCCGACGGCAACGGGUGGCGUGAGUGUCAAUAUGGUUAUCGCGUCGGCACCUACCAGUGGGUCUGCGGCAAGUCAAGCAGCGAACCAAACACACAACCAAAGUGCCAACCAAAUAGUGAACCAAAUGGCCAACCAAAGUGCUUACCAAAGUCCCCGCUUCAGGCCCAUCUUAUGGAUGGCCUUCCUGGUUUCAUGCCACAUAAGUUCACAGCUGUCGGUUGCCAGCCCAUGUGCUCAACGUGCCCUAAGGGCUCACUGGUUGGGCAGUGUAUCACCCCAAUGGGCUUUGCUGAUUUGGCAACUGCGGGGUCUAUUACAGGCCGUGGCGAAGAUCUUAUUUAUCUGCUUGGCACGCUUUGUAAAAACGGCGGCUCAGUCCUAUGUGAAUUGGUACAUUCAUUACAGUGCAUAUCGCCCUCUCCACCGAAGGGCUUGGCAGAGAUGUUCUCGUACUUCUGUAACGUAAUGCAGAAAUCGUACGGUUCCUUGUAUGGUCAUGAAGAUACAUUCAAGGGGGAAAUUGACAGUGCUAUUAAUAAUAGUUUCCCAUUCCGAACGUCGCUGCAUAAUGAUUACCAACCUAGCGAUCUCACCGCUAAAAUAAAGGAACUGUGUGGCCCUGAAGGUAAACACACAGCAGUACUCCUCGACAAAAGUCAUUGUGACCUUUGGAGCAUAUCGCAAAAUUCUAGUACUGUUGAUUUAAGAGACUGUCCUCUUAAAAACACUACCUGCGCUCCCUACCUCAAAGCACUCUGCCACGACGCCUGUCACACAUAUCCUCAGAAACAUAAAGCCUUGUAUCUGUCAUGGCUUUGCCGGUUGGCAUGGACAUUCUGGGAUUUGCUUGAUCAGUUGCUCAAGGCGUUCAAUAACAUAUCCUGUCAAACAUAUGGAUGUCAAUGUAAAUGCGGCUUUGGUAAACACGGCGUCACUGAGGAAGAUACAUCGCAACCUCCAAAAGUUCCGACGCCUCCCAAAACAAGUUGCCACUGCAAUUCAAUAGUCCAGUGCAAAGGCGUAAUGUCAACAUUCUACCUGUACGGAUUCACAUUCGGAAUGCCGAAAGAGUUGAUGGCAUCCGGUAGCAAGAAGACAUGUGACAAUUUCGUAAAGCAGUUAACAAGAGUGCUGCACAAAGGAUACUUCAAAGAUUUAUUUGAUGAAAUUGACAAUUUCAUCUGGGCAAUACGCACACCCUUCUCCUACCUCUUGCUAGCCCUCUGGUCGCUGUCGCUCCUGUACCUGCUGCACAUCGCCGUCGUCCGCCUCGACGUCCUGAGGAUUCGCUCCCACUUAAAAUCACCCUCAAGCCACCGCAUCGCUGCACAGUCCCUCCUCGCCGCCGCACGCGUCAGGGCACUCACCAACGUCAAGUACUUCUCACCAUAA